Molecule: messenger RNA, 411 nt
Organism: Coprinopsis cinerea okayama7#130
Lineage: Eukaryota; Fungi; Basidiomycota; Agaricomycetes; Agaricales; Psathyrellaceae
Exons: 3
Coding region: 1-411 (136 amino acids)
Source: RefSeq, a predicted model, not a curated record
AUGAACGUGUUUACAGACUUGGGCGUACCAUUGAACGGAUCUGCGGAACUGUUGAGGAUGCGAAUGGCCCGGCGGAGGCCGCUGGAUCCUGAAUUGGAGGGGUUGUUCAAGCGGUUGAGGUCGCUGGACCAUAGACUGCUUUAUGUUCGGUUUGGACAUGAUAUUAUUGCGGGGUGUGACUAUUGCCAGUCGUUUGGUGAUUAUGCGCUGUUGGCGUUACCCCGGCCACUGCUGGCCUAUAUUCGUGAAAUGGCGUUCGUUGGGAUUCUGACGCUUCCUGGGUCCCCGAAAGCACACCUUCGACCUCUGGGGCUUGCAAUUCUGAUGCUCUCGGCGCUCGCAGAAGCUUAUUUCAUCCUGUCAGCUACCAUUGCUAUCAACCGCAAGAAGAGCCUCUCAUUACGAUGGUGA